GAAAAUGUGGCUCGUAAUUCCUUUUAUCUCUUUUCCUUGCUGAGUGUGUUCCAGUGCUUUAUAUCGCCAUAGCAAUGGUGUCUUUUGCUGCUUUUCUCCACUGUUCCUUCAUGUGUGAUGCUGAAGGCACUGAGACCCUGUGUAUCCCAACCCUUCCUGGUCAGAGCUCCUUUCAGGUAUUUUUAACUGAUGUAAUUUCUGGCCUUCCCCCCUCCCUUUGCCUCACCGUUGUCUGGAGGAGCUGAUGUUAUUUCCUUCUCUCGUCCUGCAGUAACUGGAGGCCACAUACUGUGUCUUCUGUUUCUGCUCACUUGCUUUCUGCCUUUCAUACCUUGUUGCAUCCCUCCAUUCCCCUCCAGUGGUGCCCUUCUCUAGCCAUGCAGGGAAAAAUCUCUUGACACAAGAAACGAGAGCAUUUCCUGGCCUCCCUUUGUGCUGCCUCUGCAGGGACCCCGACCCUGGCUCUCUGAGGUAUCUCAGAGGAAGGCUAUUCUUGAUGUGCUGAUGGAGGGUUGUUGUUUUUCCGCAAUGCCCUUGGUGACCCCCUUGCAGCCCUGCUCGUGUUCAGGGCUUUUGUUUGGGCGCUGGGGACAGGCAGCAGAAAGGGUCAGGCUGCAUGUGCCCAUUUCCUCCAGAAAUGACUUGUUUCUUCAGCAUAAUUGGGCCCUCUCGCUCCUCCGCCAUUCAGUCUUUCUGUGCUCUGGUGUUUUUAUUACCCCUCUGUACCUCCAAUUAGCAUUCUUUCUCUUUUGAAGGCAAGCUUGUGCCUCUCUGGUGUUUGUGGUGUGCUUGCCUUGUUGUUUUUGAUGAUGGAUCUUAAACUAUGCUCUUCCUGGUUGUUUGGGAUUGUGUCCUCUCCUAUUUGUCUGCUGUUGUUUUAAAAACCUGUUCUGCCUGUUCCUCCUGGCUUUCUAGUACGUGGCAUGGAGAAGUCUUGGCUCCUCUGAGCUGGGCUUCUUCCGUUUGAUCCUUACCUAAGUGUGGAGCGUGAAAUGAACUGUCGGGGUGCCGUGGGAAAGGCUGCUGUGGGGAGGCUGUUUAGCUCGAGCCUACAUCUUCUGUAGUUGGAUCUGUUCUGUGACCUGUCUCUCUCACGUUGACCUUGAAUGUUUUCCACAGUACGCGAUGCUCUGCAGGUGCUGUAAAUUCCUUCUGCUCAAUGAUUUCACUCCAGCAAGCUGCUUAUCAGGCACUCUUUUGAAAACUGUGUUCGUAUUUCAUACACACAAUUAUUCAGCAACUAUAAAAGGGGAAAAUUCCUAUUUAUAGCACAAGGACCAGCAUCAAAUAGGACACUGAAUUCUCGCUGAUAGAGGAAGUGACCUGUUCUCUAAUGCAGCAGUAUUUCUGAUGAAAAGAAACAGCAUCUUGGAUUGGGGGGAGGGAUGAAAAGCCCUGGGCCAUCUCUUUCCAUUAAAAAUAUGCUGCAGUCCUAAAAAUACAGUAUCUCCCCUUCUCUUUUCCUGAUGAAACCAUCUGCGAAAGAGAGAUUGCAGAAAAACCUUUUACUGUGGAUUUGUGGUUAGUAAUAAUGAGUCCACUGACUCCUGAUGGUCUGGCUUGGAGCUGGUUUUAAGUUUCUGAUCGAUACCUGAUCUAUGAUCUUGACCUGGGAGUGAGGAGAAGUCACUCAGAGUGCCUGCUGUGGGCAGAUAGCACAAAUCCCUUGUCUGUAGAGAGUUUGUAUAAGCGCAGUACACAUGUGCACAGCCCUGAAACAGAGUACAUGGUGCUGAGGAACAAAGAACGGGCGGAGAGCAAUGAAUGGAGGGGGUGGCACGGUGAGAAAAGCGCUGGGGAUGCUGGUGGUAACUGCUGCGGAGAAGGUGAGUUCCUGUUUUGUCUGAGCUUGCCUCCAUGACUGCCUCUGCUCUCCCUUCCAGGUGUGUUGAGCCAUGGCUUCCUUCCCCCGAGGCCAUCACUGUCUCCCUGGUGUCACCCUGUCCUUUCCACGGUCUCCAGGCUCUUUAGGAAGAGCUGCGGUGGGCGACACCAAGCACCAAGCGAGGCUUUGGGAGGUGGAGGAACAGAGGAUGGGAUUCCCCCUCCUGUCGCUGUGGCAACGGUUGGGAAGGGAAGCAGCAGUGGGGUGUGAUGGGCGGCUGCGUGCAGCUGAGGGGUGUGAUGGGGAGGCUGCGGAGGCAGGGCUGCGCUGACAUCACGCCGGGGAGGUGGCGCAGAGGGAAGGGGAGUGGGAAAGGGAGAGCCAGGGAGACUGCGGAGCGAAGAGAGCUGCAUCGGGAGUGGGCUCCAGGGAGAGCGCGGCGGAGGCAGCACCGGGCGGGACGCGGUGCCCGGAGCCCCCCCGAUCCCCGGAACGACCCUCACCGCAGGCCGACACCGUCGAUUGGCAGCCACCGGCCCCGGUCGCCAUGGGCUCCGAGCGGGACUCUGAAUCGCCGCGCUCCUCCUCCAUCCACUCGGCCGCCGCCAAGUGCCCGAAGCCCGGUCGCCGCCGCCGCCUCUCCUUCCAGAGCGUCUUCUCCGCCGCCGCCGCCUCCGCCGCCGGCGGCCGCCGCCGCGCCAAGGCCGAGCCGCCUCCCGCCGCCCCGCCGCCGCCUCCCGCCGCCCCGCCGGCCCCGCCGCCCCCGCCGCCGCCGCCGCCUCCGCCGCCCCUCGAGGAAGCCCCGGUGGUCCCGGAGGGUGGCGGCGAAGAGGAGCUGGAGUGCCCGCUGUGCCUGGUGCGGCAGCCGGCGGAGAACGCCCCCCGGUUGCUGUCGUGUCCGCACCGGUCGUGCGGGGCCUGCCUGCGGCAGUACCUCCGCAUCGAGAUCACCGAGUCCCGCGUCAACAUCUGCUGCCCCGAGUGCAGCGAGCGCCUCAACCCCGCCGACAUCCGCCGCCUCCUCCGCGACUCCCCGCACCUCGUCGCCAAGUACGAGGAGUUCAUGCUGCGCCGCUGCCUCGCCGCCGACCCCGACUGCCGCUGGUGCCCGGCCCCCGACUGCGGUUACGCGGUGAUUGCCUACGGCUGUGCCAGCUGCCCCAAGCUGACCUGCGAGAGGGACGGCUGCCAGACGGAGUUCUGCUAUCACUGCAAACAGAUAUGGCAUCCCAACCAAACCUGCGACAUGGCCCGCCAGCAGCGGGCACAGGCGCUCCGAGUACGGACCAAGCACACCUCAGGCCUCAGUUACGGACAGGAAUCCGGGCCGGCUGACGACAUCAAGCCGUGUCCGCGCUGCAGCGCGUACAUCAUCAAGAUGAACGACGGGAGCUGUAACCAUAUGACCUGCGCGGUGUGUGGCUGCGAGUUCUGCUGGCUCUGCAUGAAGGAGAUCUCGGAUCUGCAUUACCUCAGCCCCUCUGGCUGUACAUUCUGGGGCAAAAAGCCAUGGAGUCGUAAAAAGAAGAUUCUCUGGCAGCUGGGCACGUUGAUCGGCGCUCCUGUAGGCAUUUCCCUCAUCGCUGGCAUUGCCAUCCCUGCCAUGGUCAUUGGCAUCCCCGUGUACGUGGGGAGGAAGAUCCACAGCAGGUACGAGGGAAAGAAAACCUCUAAGCACAAGAGGAACUUGGCCAUUACUGGUGGGGUCACCCUGUCUGUCAUCGCCUCUCCAGUCAUCGCCGCUGUCAGUGUUGGAAUUGGAGUCCCCAUCAUGCUGGCUUACGUCUACGGCGUUGUGCCCAUCUCGCUGUGCCGGGGCGGUGGCUGUGGAGUGAGCACCGCCAAUGGAAAGGGUGUGAAAAUCGAGUUUGACGAAGACGACGGACCAAUCACAGUGGCUGACGCCUGGCGAGCCCUGAAGAACCCCAGCAUUGGCGAAAGCAGCAUUGAGGGUCUGACCAGUGUGCUGAGCACCAGCGGCAGCCCCACCGACGGGCUCAGCGUGAUGCAGGGCAACUACAGCGAGACGGCCAGCUUCGCUGCCCUCUCGGGCGGCACCCUCAGCGGUGGUGUCCUCUCGGGAGGCAAGGGGAAGUACAGCAGGCUAGAAGUUCAGGCAGAUGUCCAGAAGGAGAUUUUCCCCAAAGACUCGGUCAGCUUAGGGGCUAUCAGCGACAACGCCAGCACUCGAGCCAUGGCUGGUUCCAUCAUCAGCUCCUACAACCCCCAGGACAGGGAGUGCAAUAACAUGGAGAUCCAGGUGGACAUCGAAGCCAAACCAAGUCACUACCAGCUGGCCAGCGGCAGCAGUACGGAGGACUCUCUGCACGUCCACACCCAAAUGGCAGAGAAUGAGGAAGAGGAGGAGGAGGAGGAAGAGGAGGGUGAGCAGGAGCAGACGUGCACACACCAAAGCUGUGAGCAAAAGGACUGCAUUGCCAGCAAAACCUGGGACAUCACCCUGGCCCAGCCUGAGAGCAUACGGAGCGACCUGGAGAGCUCCGACAGCCAGUCGGACGACGUGCCAGACAUUACCUCGGACGAAUGCGACUCCCCCCACUCUCAGACUGCCGCGGGCUGCCCACAGACCCCCAGAGCUAGAGGUGCCGAGAGCCCAAGUGCCCACCUGAGCCACUGUGCCCAAGCCGAGGGCUGCAGGCUGGAUGAAAUGGUCAAGCUGGAGUGCAUCGAAGCCAGAGUAUGAAGUGGCCUCCGGCUGUGAAGAGCACACUCGCUGUCAUUGCAUCUUUUGGGGCAGGGUUGUGUCCGUGUUGGCUUCUGUCUGCGAUUCUCCAGCCGGCUCCCCAGCCUCGCCUCGGGGAGCUGCUGUUUCUUACGUGACAAAAAAGAAAAAGGAAAAAAAAAAAUAUCCCCCGCCCUCUUUUUGUUUUAAUUUAUUGGUUCAAGCUCUGUGAGGUGCGUAAGAGUGUAAAUAUGUACGUGUGUCUGUAUGUCUGCAAACAUCCUAAGGGACUAUUUGAAUAAAGACUCUGGUUGUCA
Chroicocephalus ridibundus (black-headed gull) is the source of this 4825-nucleotide messenger RNA. It is a transcript of the gene RNF19B, whose product is annotated as ring finger protein 19B. The transcript is spliced from 10 exons. Gene Ontology annotation, molecular function: ubiquitin protein ligase activity; zinc ion binding; ubiquitin conjugating enzyme binding. Lineage: Eukaryota; Metazoa; Chordata; Aves; Charadriiformes; Laridae. Gene Ontology annotation, cellular component: ubiquitin ligase complex; cytoplasm; cytolytic granule. Gene Ontology annotation, biological process: ubiquitin-dependent protein catabolic process; positive regulation of proteasomal ubiquitin-dependent protein catabolic process; protein polyubiquitination. The record is from RefSeq and is a predicted model, not a curated record. The coding region runs from base 2373 to 4529 and encodes 718 amino acids.